This is a messenger RNA of Danio aesculapii, 5076 nucleotides long. RefSeq names its product interferon-induced very large GTPase 1-like. NCBI's taxonomy places the organism in Eukaryota, Metazoa, Chordata, Actinopteri, Cypriniformes, Danionidae. The record is from RefSeq and is a predicted model, not a curated record. Gene Ontology annotation, molecular function: GTP binding.
AUCAUCUGUUCUCUGAUAAUAAUAAGCAGUGCUACACCAGAGAGAUGUACAGAUCUUCGGUAGACCAGAAAAACAGUGCAGAGUCAGAAGAAAGCAUUGGUGAAUCUAACAUACAGCCUAUGGGGGCCCUGGCACAAAUUGAUAAGGGAGAGCAGCAAAAAUUGGUUGCAGAGCAGCUCAUUGACAGGAUCCGCCUUGAUGACAAGCAUAGAAAACUGAGAACAUUAGAUUUCCUUAAGCCAAUUGAACAAUCACAGUCCCAAGAGUCUUGUUCAGAGAAUGAACUGGCUUCAGUUUUUCUACACAAAUUGAUGAUGAUGGACUACAGAGCAAGAUCCCUCCAGAUUAAAGUGAAUAAAGACAAAAAACAAAGCAGCAAUGACUUAUCUGAAGAUGUUGCAGAUGCCUUUGACAGUAUUUUUGGAGAAUCUGCUAAACCUACUGAUGGGAAAAAAUCAGAUACAGUCCACUUAAUGGAUGUUCAGAUUGCAAUGUUUCAUUGUGCGGAUGGUUUCCUAAAGCAACUUAUUGUGACUAAACUCUCACAGUGUCAGUAUGCAUUACCUCUGCUUGUACCAAAUCCAUUCACACAGCAGAUUGAAUUUCCACUCUGGACAUUUCGACAAAUCAACAAGACCUGGAAAACAACUGAUAAUAAAGGCAACAUCUCAAGCCAAUUCCAGCCAGUCUAUAAAGCAGAAACCCCAAUGGUGGCUUUCUUCAGGUUUGGCCCUUUAUCUUCAUCCAAGUCUCAGCUGAUGAACAGCCUGAUCAAUGAGAAACACAACACAUUCUUCCACAGAAACUGCCCGGGCAGCAGCAGAACCAGAGUGCUGAUGGAUGGACUGGUGGAGAUUGCCUGGUACUGUCCUUCUGGAGAAAAAACUGAUCGAUUUACCCAAUGUAUUGCAUUCUGUAACCUACACGGAGAUGCAGGAACUAGUGAGAAGCAGCUGGAUAUCCUGACUAAAAUGGCCUCUGUGAAUGUCGCUAUUUUACCACAACUUGACAAGAAUGAUAAAAGCAUGACCAAGAUCCAAGACUUCUACAAGGACUCAAAGCCCUUUGUCUGCCUUCUUAGUGAUAACGGUUCCCCUUUCACAAAACUGCGUGAUGGGAAAUACAGAAUUGGUCUUAAAGAUAGAAAUCAGUCGGUAGUAUUAGAAGAAAUCAGAGAAGCUAUAAAUGAUGGGCUCUUGUCUUUUGAGUCAUCUCCUAUUUUCAAGCUAGAGGAUGUGGCCAAGCAUUCUGGUAUCAGAGUAGAUGAGGACAACGUUGAAGACCUCAAGAGAGGAAAAGAAGCAGCACAGCAGAUGAUGAGUUUACUGGAGGAUAAAGAUCUGACUAAAAUCAAAGGAUCAUUUCUACCGCUGCAGGGAAAUUUGUGGCAUCAGUGGUGUCAGAAGAACAAAGAACUACAUCGACCUACAUUAGGAGAGUUAAAUAGGGGAAACAACAUUGAACAGAACAAGAGUUCUAAGCAGUCAGAAAUGCUUAAAAUUCGUGAACAGCAAUGCACAUCUGACUUAAGUCAAUUUAUCCAAAUCUUUAUCCAAAAGUUGAAAUCACAAGAAGGAAAUGAGGUGGCGUAUUUCCUGAAAUGGUUGGGCAUUCUUUUGGAUGACUACACCACUGAAAGUCUUUCAGCACUUCUUCAUGAGUAUGAUGAAAAAUGGUCAAUUGUCCUGAAUCUUAAAAAAAAUCAUGAUAAAUCACAGCAACUUAGAGCUGCCCAAGACGAACUUGAGAGAGUGUCAGAUAAACUACAAGCUGCUACCUUUGGUUUGGAGCACAUGCUGAGAGAGAUCGGUCAGAUAUAUGAAUCAUGCUCAUCUGUGAAAAGAAACAAGCGGGAUCUGGUGUUUGACUACUCUUCUCUUCCCAGUCUUGCAGCGGAUAUAAUGAUUUCAGGAUUUCCAUUAGAGUUGAUGGAUGGUGAUGCUGGCCAUGUUCCUCUGAUCUGGGUUACUGCUGUUCUUAACUCGCUCAUCCAGAAACUGGGAGACAAGCGAGUCUAUGUGUUGUCAGUCUUAGGGAUCCAGAGCUCUGGGAAAUCCACCAUGCUGAAUGCCAUGUUUGGGCUGCAGUUUGCCGUCAGUGCAGGCAGGUGCACCAGAGGAGCUUUCAUGCAGCUGGUCAGAGUUUCAGAAGAAAUGAAAACAUGGUUAGAGUUUGACUACAUUCUAGUUGUUGAUACUGAGGGGCUUCGUGCCCUGGAACUGGCUGGAAGGUCAACUAGAAAUCAUGACAAUGAAAUGGCCACAUUUGUAGUUGGUCUUGGAAAUAUGACAUUAAUCAACAUCUUUGGGGAAAACACAGCUGAGAUGCAGGACAUUCUUCAGAUCGUUGUUCAGGCCUUUAUGAGAAUGAAAAAGAUCAAUGUGAAUCCAAGCUGCAUGUUUGUGCAUCAGAAUGUUUCAGAUGUUACUGCCGGAGAGAAAAACAUGGAGGGACGAAGACGACUGCAGGAGAAACUGGAUGAGAUGACGAAACUAGCUGCUAAAGAGGAAGAUUGUAAUACUGAGUUUUUCAGUGAGGUCAUUGCGUUUGAUGUUCAGAAGGAUGUGAAGUAUUUUGCACAGCUGUGGGAGGGAAGUCCACUGAUGGCACAACCAAACCCAAAGUACAGCAGAAAUAUUCAGGAGCUGAAGAACACAAUUCUCUCGAAAGCUUCAAAUUCAAGCGGGAUUACAUUGUCACAGUUCAGAAUGCGUAUUAAUGAUCUGUGGAACGCACUACUCAAUGAAAACUUUGUGUUUAGCUUUAAAAACACACUUGAGAUUGCAACAUACAGAAGAUUGGAAACCAGGUACAGCGAUUGGACAUUUAGCCUCAGAAGUACCAUGCAAAGCAUUGAAGAAAAAUUCUACAAUAGAAUUGGCAAUGGCAACUUUUUGGUUCAGGAAAGUGACUUAUUGUCUGAAAUGAGAAAGACAAAAGAGCAGGUAGAAAAAUCAAUCAGGACUUACUUUGAGGAGGAUAGAGAUAAAGACAUACUGUGUCAAUGGCGAGGGAGAUUUGAAACCAGAAUCAACGAUCUUCAUCAUGACCUUGUGAAGGGAACAAAAAGAAAGUUGGAUGAAGCGAUUGAACAGAAAAAAGCCAGGGAGAAGCUGGAUCAAAAAAGGACAGAGUAUGAAAACAAGCUUUUCAGUCGGAGCAAAGAACUAGCGUUGAGCCUGAGAAAUACAGGAACAGCUGAGAAUAUGCUGAAUGAGGAAUUUGACACAAUGUGGAGAAAAUGGGUGAAUGAUAUGACCAGAGAUAUCCCUCCCCUGAAAGGCUUUAACUUUUGGGAGGAUGUGACACGGAUACUAUCUGAAAAUCAUGAAUUGACUCUUGUAAAUGACCGGUUACAUAAGGAAGACUACAAACGCAUGGACCGUUGGGGUGAUUACUGUGACUUUAUCAUUCUACAGAAGCAUCUAGAGCGUUCUUAUGAAACCGUAUCUUUGGAUGAACCUGCCGAGAGCUCAAAGAAAAGCAGUAAUGGAAUAUUUAGGAGGUUUGGUCAAAAACUUUGGUCAGGCAUAGAAUAUUUAAAAGGGGCUCCCAGGACACAAGAUUACAUGGGUCUAAAUCCUGAAUUUCAUGACUCUGUAAAAAAUCUGACUCAGAAAAUUAUUCAGGAAACUGAAGUGAUCAUAAAGAAGGCACCAGUUGGAACACGAGGCUACAGUGACACUUUUGUUCAGGAAAUAACAGACUGUGUGAAGAAGUCAGUACAGAAACAUCAAUCCAUGAACCAAAAAUAUAAACUGAAAAAGGAGUUUACCAUAGAUCUCAGUCUCCAUGUGUGUGACAUUGCAAGAUGCAGGUUUACAGAACUCCACCAAAAAUUCAGAGAAGCAAAUGACCCAAGAAUUUAUCUCGAGAAGCAGAAAGCACAAUAUUGGAACAUCUUCGAGAAAUACUACAGAGGAGCGACAACGACAACCAUACUGAGUGAAUUCAUCUGCAGCAGACUUGAGCCAUCCAUCAUAGAAGCGGUUUACAACAAAACUGCUAUUGCUUUGAGUGCACAGAUGAGGUCUGACAUACAAGCAUUGCGUGGGAGCAGACCAGAUCUAGAGAAACACAUUCUGAAGUACCUUGCAGAAAAGGAGGACUUUGAGCAGUACAUGAAAUAUAUCCAUACUCCCGAAAACCACUUCAAACAAUUCAUAAAGAAUGAAGUGGACAGAUACUUCACUAAAGAAAAUGUGUCCAUUCAAAAGAUUUUCAAAGGAAAUCUGAAAGAAAAGGAGCAGGUUGUAAGUAAUGCAGUGAAAGCUGCAACAGUGGAGGUCAAGAGUUGCAAUGGAGAUGGCAAUAUGUGGUUCAGAACCUUCACCAAAAAACUGACAGAUGAACUCACGGGGAAUUCGUGCAUUGACCUCAAGGAAAUUAAAGACUUGGAUUUCCUCGAGAACCUUUUAAGUGAAGGGUUACGUGAAAGAAUGACAAAGCUUCAGAAUAGCGUCAACAAUAAAAUAGAACAGUUCCAGAAGAGACCAGAUGAGGUUUUGAUCGAGCACUUCUGUCAGUGCUGUUGGGUUCAGUGUCCCUUCUGUAAAGCAAUCUGCACUCACUCAAUGAAGGACCAUCCUGGAGAUCACUGUGUUCCUUUCCACCGCAAUAACGGACUAAAUGGAUGGUAUUACACUAACACGACUAACUUGUCUAUUAAUAUCUGCACAACAGCAGUAGGGAGUGAUCAAUCUUUUCAUCCAAAUUCCUCAGAUGAUCCACUCCCAUGGAAAGAAUACAGGAAAGGAGGUCCUAAAUAUGAAAACUGGAGCAUCACACCUGACCACUCCGAGCUGCCCUACUGGAAAUGGUUUGUGUGCAAAUUCCAGAAAGAUCUGGAAAAGCACUACAAAAAAACAUUCGAGGGAAGUGGUGCGAUUCCAGAUGAAUGGAGAAAGUACUCAAAAAACGACGCUUUGGAGAGUGUGGAUAAAUACAUGUAAUGGAAAAGGAAGUGCAAAAAGUAAAAGCAAGAGGCAAUCUGUCAGCUCCUGAUUUUACAUAUGAUAUUUUAAUAUUCUGUUUCACAAACCACUGUUUCUGAACUGAUCAAAUGAAGACCAUUGU